Trichoderma reesei QM6a is the source of this 1196-nucleotide messenger RNA. RefSeq lists its product as uncharacterized. Bases 174 to 1121 code for a protein of 315 amino acids. NCBI's taxonomy places the organism in Eukaryota, Fungi, Ascomycota, Sordariomycetes, Hypocreales, Hypocreaceae. Gene Ontology annotation, biological process: cytosolic ribosome assembly; ribosome biogenesis. The transcript has a single exon. The record is from RefSeq and is a predicted model, not a curated record.
ACUGAAAUAGCGCCUGCGAUUCGUUAUAAAGCAUCAACUUCCUUCUCCAUCUCUUCGACCUCACCUUCCUCCCCUCCCUUCUUCUUCUUCUUCUUAAAAAAGAAAAAAAAAAAAAAAAGAAAAGAAAAAGGUUUCGCGAUCCAGCGCAACCCAAAAACGAAAAACCCGCCACAAUGUCCCGCCAGAUCAACCUCCCCUCCAACCAGAUCAAGCUCACAAACGUCUCCCUCGUGCGCUUGAAAAAGGGCAAGAAGCGCUUCGAAAUCGCCUGCUACAAGAACAAGGUCCUCGAGUGGCGCUCCGGCAUCGAGACGGACCUCGACAACGUCCUCCAGAUCCCAAACGUCUUCCUCAACGUCUCCAAGGGCCAGACGGCGCCCAAGGAGGACCUCGAAAAGGCCUUUGGCAAGGGAAAGUCCACCGACGACAUUGUCCUCGAGAUCUUGAAAAAGGGGGAGCUGCAAGUCGGCGACAAGGAGCGCGCGGCGCAGCUGGAGAGGGUGCAUAAUGAGGUCAUUAGCAUUGUCGUCAGUAAACUGGUCGAUCCGCGGACGAAGAGGGUAUAUACGCCUGGAAUGAUUGAGAAGGCGCUCGACAUGUUGAGCUCGCAGGCCCACCAGAACAACAACAACACGGAGAAGGAGAAAUCAACAGAUUCGGGUGCUGCGACGCCCACGACGGGAGAGGCUGGCGAGGCCAAGCCCAAGACAAAGGAGCACACCUGGACGGGCGUCACCACCACCAAGAGCGCAAAGAGCCAGGCCCUGGACGCGAUGAAGGCCCUCAUCGCGCAUCAGCCCAUCCCCGUCGCGCGGGCCAGGAUGAAGCUCCGGGUUACGUGCCCUACCAACGUCCUCAAGCAGGCCGUCAAGGCGCCCAAGGCCGCGGCGAAGGAGGACGAGGACGGCAGCGGCGAGGCCAAGGCGCCCGGGACCGUCAAGGAUCGGAUUUUGGGGUACGUUGAGCAGGUUGAGAGCCAGGAUGUCAUGGGCUCAGAAUGGGAGGUUGUGGGCUUUGUUGAGCCGGGUGCUUUCAAGGCCUUGUCUGAUUUCAUUGGCAAUGACACCAAGGGGCAAGGAAGAGUCGAGGUUUUGGAUAUGGCGGUUACGCAUGAGGAUUGAGGUAGACAUAUUGAAAUGGGAGCCAAAGGGAAAAAGCAAUGAAAUGAUACCCCAAUAAUUGAUUUCCUGACGCUU